CAGUAUAAACGAAAUGUCAGUGGUGAAGUUUAGGCGUUGCAAAGGCCAAUAGUGAUUGAUGGUGCUUAGUUGUAUUUGCACAAGCCAUAGAGUAACGACGUCAUCUAUAAUCGCUUAGCUUAAAUUAAAGAAGUUAGUGUAGGAACAAUGUCGGCAGCAAAAGUGGAGGAACAGCAGGCGCUUCUUACGCAGACAUUAACGAUGAAGCCAAAAAAGAAGCCAUGCUGCAAGGGAAGGAACAAGAAGGAGCCUUGGACAGAAGGAGCGCUCCUAACAGAGUACCAAAAGGAAUAUUGGGAGAAACGUGCUCCCCACGAACGCGUUUCACCAACGUACCCACGAAGCCAACUUGGGGCCAACGGCGCUUUCGACGGGACCACGUCCUAUGGAACUAGUUACAAGAAACCUGAAGGAGCCGAGGCAGCUCAGCCCUUCCGGCCACCCCCGGGAGAAAAGGAGAACCUCCCCUUUAGCCCCUGGACAACAUACAAAGUGGACUUCCCCGCCAAGGAUGUGCCGUACGCCCGGGUACGACCCGUCAACCGGCUGCAGCCGCCCGCCGGCCCCUUCCAGGACACCACCACCAUGCGGGACUCCUACCCGGGCUGGGCGGGCGCGCGACCGCCCACACCCGUGCAGGGGCGCUCCGUGUCGGUGCCGCGAGGGUCCGGACCCUUCCAGGGCGUUACGUCGUACAAGGACGAUUUCCGCCGCUGGCCCGGCGCCCGCGCCCCCGCCGCCGCCCCCCUGCUAGGCCAGCGCACCGCCCUGCCCGGCGGCGCCUUCACGGACGCCACCACCCACCGCACCACCUACACACCCAAGCAGUCGGGGCCACCGGAGCGCAUCCGCCAUGCAGAUGCCACCAUGCGGCCCGAGGGGUGGUACGACGGAGUCCCCUCCACGGAAUACCGCAGACACUACACGGAGAAGGAAGGCGGGCCGCCCAAGCGUGCUGGACCCCCAGCAGUGGGCACGGGUACGGCACUGCCGUCGGGCGGGUUUCAGGGCUCCACGACGUACGGCACGGAGUUCAGGCCGCGUACGGCACCAGAGUACGAGCGUGCGGGCCGGCCAGUGGACGAGCCCAGGCAGACGGGGCCGUUUGAAGGGUACAGCACGUACAACGACGCGUUUGUGAAGAAGGACGUGCCGUACCAGCGUGUGAAGCCGGCGCAUAAGCUGCAGCCCGCUGCGGGUCCGUUUGAGGACACAACGGAGCACAAGAGCAGCUUCCAGAACUGGGGCACGCAACCGGUUCACAAGGCGGGUCCCAGCGCGAAUGGCACCCUUGCCGCCAGCGGUCCUUUCGACGGCGUGACGACCUACAAGAGUGAUUACCAUCCGCUGGCAGGGGGGCUCAGGGCAACGGCGGGGCGGCCCACAUCAGCAACGAGGAACAUGCGGACGGGGCCGUUCCAGGGGGUUUCGACGUACACGACGGAUUACGUGCCGAAGCCGUAUGACCCGGUGCGGUCGUACCGGCCGGACGAGUGCAGGUCGUGCGCGAGUGAUGAGGAGGAUUGAGCUUGAGGGAUGCGGGGGCGGGAGGGUAGGGUAUGGGUGGGGAAAAUUAUAUAAGAAAUGCAAACAACUAAGUCCCAAUCCCAGGAGGGAAAGGGAAAGGGCGCUGGGUGCUGGAAGAGGCAGGAGGUUGGUUUAGUUGGUUGGUGUUUGGUGGGCGAGGAGUUUGCUCGGAGGGAAGGCGGGUGGCGUCUUGUGAGGGGUAGGGUACGGGAUUAGCACUAUUUGUGGCUUGCAGGGAUGGUGGUGGAUUGAUGGAUGGACGGAUGGCGGUGGAUGCUGACUUUGUAUAUCUUUUCGAACUACUAAUCCUGGUAUGUGCCCCGUUGACGUGGCGCAAGGACGUGGGACUAGGCCAUGCGGAGGGGGUGCCCCUGUGUUGUGUGGCCGCGAGUGCCCCUGUGUGUGUCGCAUGUGGCUCGCUGAUGGGGGAUUGGUGCUGCGGGGUACGUUGUGGGGCGUGUGGAGGGACGGGCGGCAGGCUCGGGGUAUAGGUUGCUGGUAACUUACCGCGCGUGUGCAGAUGUCUGCAACAUGCUCGGUUGUGGGCUGCUAUUAUAGGAGCGUGCUGGCAUCUUGCUGCUGCCGCUGCUGUUAACCCGGCUAAAUGGUGAUUCGUUUUGUUUACAAGGGGUGCAUGCUGCUUUGCACCCCUUGUGCCCCUGCUCGUUGCGGUGUUUCUACAAUACGUUUCGCUGACGAGAUGAGCUUGAGCUAUGUAUUCGGGCGUGGCAUACCCUUGAAUGUGCCCAUGACUUUGCGUGCAAUUAAGGUACCGAUAGCUGGCUUGGCAUGUUGCCCGAUCCGUUUUGGCUGUCUGCUAUGUGUGAGCAAACGGCUUGCAUGAUGAUGAGGGAGGGCAACACCUUUCUCGAGGGCCAAUGCGGGAAGUACUAUGCUAUUGUAGUGUAGGAGGAACUUCCCUAGGCCGCUUUGACGUCUGCUGCAACAAAGCAGUUGUUGACUUGCGACGGCGCCGUUGUUAAGUGUUAGUGACCAUCAUUUUUGUUAUCGCUGAUGUAAAGCAGCGGUUAGGGAGUGCCGGGGUUACAGCAGGUUGGGUGUUGUAAGGCAGGCAUAGCCGAUGUAAGAGCCAGUCAUAGGCGUUGACCUUGCGUUAAUAUGCUUGUUUAGGUCGUUUAACUCAUGUAGCAGUAGUACUAACGGUUACGGUGUUACUGUCCUUUUGGGUAGUAGCCGCUGCUUGUGGCAGGCUUGCAGAUUCGACUUAGUUUCCCUUGUAACGAGUUCAAAAACAUGUUACGCCGGGUAUUGUCGCAGGGUUAUUGCGGUGUGAUGGACGGGAAGUACACGAUGCACGCCGUCUGUCUUGUCACACCUCUGCCGUAUUCUAGCUACACAUGCUGUACUCGCAAAGCAUGAGCGGGGCUUUAGCGCAUAGGCGUAAGCAGCCCUGGUAAUUAGGAACAGAGCCUGUUGGACGCGGCUUGGAACCAGGGUGGGGUUUGCGAAAUGGGGUUAUUGGUUUUGGCAUUCUAUAUGGACCUGCCGCUGCCGCAAAGGUGCCAUAUCCAGGUACUGGUAUGGAUACGUGCCCCUCCUGCACCCUCCUAGCGCGUGCGAUUAUUACAAGGGAGUCAGGACCUGUGUACCGGUACAUCGCAAGUGUAUUUCAACAAGGUUGCAGGUCACGCCGUAGCACCCCGAUCUGCAUCAUAUUGGGCCCGCACGGUUCUGCGUUGAACUUGGUUCAUUCAGAGUCCCAUUUCUGCACAGGCUAAUAACAAGCUAUUUGCCAAGCGGAGCACUAGCUGCUCUAGGAGCACAUACGUCUAGCUCGUCAGCGCAAGCCUGAUAAGGAUCAAACUCCCAGGACUGUAUAGAAAUAGUAACUAUUAUUCUGAUGAACGGUCCCUGCUGCAAUCAUUAUUCGCGAGGUUGCCUGCUGCUGGCACCAUGUUGCGACGACGAGGCUUUUGCUUGUCAUGUCUGUCAUGACGAGGAUGCGCCUUGUGGAUCGAAGCUCGACCGUCGCAGCAUCCAGCGGUUGCGCUGCCUGAAGUGCAGCCACGAUAACCCAAAUACUUGGAUGGGCUACUGUGUUUACUGCGGAGCUGAUUACGGAAGGAAGCACGCAUGCACCGUCUGCCACGUGUACUCGCACGACAAGGACAUGUGGCACUGUGACAAGUGCGGUAUCUGCCGGCUGGGGGAGCGGGAGCAGUACCGUCACUGCGACACAUGUGACGCCUGCCUGCCGACGACUCACUUCGCGACCCACACCUGCGCGCCCAACGCCAUGCACCGGGAGUGCCUGCUGUGCCGCGGAUACCUCUUCACCUCCCGCUCGCAGGUGGCUUACCUGCCCGGCUGCGGCCACCUGGCCAUCCACCUCAGCUGCCUGCAAGCUGCAGACGCGGAGGGCAGCGCGGACCGCCUGGUCUGCCCGCACUGCAGCGAGCAGCGCUCGGAGGCCGCCUCCGCGCACAUCCUCAACGCAAGUGCCAGCAGCAGCGGCGGCAGCGGCGCCGGUAGCAGUAGCGGAAUGGGCGCCGACGAUUUUCAGGAGUUGGAGGCUGUCCUUGCAAAGCUGAACCUGCAAGGGGAAGAGGAAGAGGAAGAGGACGGCAAGGAAGGGUUUGUCUUACAAUCCGGGCGGAGUGUCAACCCGCCCUCAAAAGUGUACUUCAUGGAUGGAACGACGUGCGGGACCUACCUCCGUCGCUUCAACGACUUGCCGAACCUGGUGAUCCCCUCGGACGAGGAGAACGAGGCGAGCAGGAAAGCUGUGGACCGCGUUGCCCGCACCCUGCAUGCCCUGGACGAGGUCAGUGUGGAUCGGGUACACAAGGGCGGCUCCUUCGGCCGCAAGACCAGCGUCAAGGGGCGGUUUGAUGUCGACCUGCCCGUCUUCGCAAACAACUUGCCCGCCGACCCUGCCAGCAGUGCUGACCUUAUGCGGCAGAAGCUGGGGGUAAAGGAAGUACAGCUCAAAAUUGAGAAGAACCUGCUGAAAUUCGAGGCGGACGGUGUGCAUAUGGACGUGCUGCUGCUGCACAACCUGGCCAAGGGCCAGCCCGCCGGGGUCGACAAGGCGCAGGUGCAUGUGGCGGAGCUGGUGGCCCCGCUGCUGCGGAUGACGGAUGCGAAGAUAGCGGAGCUGGCUGCUGCGGCGCCGGACGGGGCGAGGGAGCGGGGAGUGGUGGAGUCACUCACGAAGUUUGUGGGCGACCAACACACAGUCGCUAACCAGGCUGUACGCUUGUUUAAGGCCUGGGUCAAGUGCGGUCUGGGCGAGCGGGGCCUGCUGAGCCCGCCUAACCUGCGCUCCGUGGCGCUCGAGCUGAUUGUGCUGGCGGCAUUCCAGCAGGAGGAGCAGGAGCAGCAGAAGGGGGGGCAGCAGCAGCGGGGGUGGAGCGCUAAGGGGCUGCCGGACGUGCGUGAGAGCAGGAUGUUGCUUCUGCGCGUGUUCUUGCGCGCUCUGGACCUGUCUUCGCGGCUGCUUCAACCCGGGGUGGUGGUGCUGCUGGACGCUAGGCAGUACGGGGGCUACAGCCGGGAGCAGGGCAUGCGCUUCCGGGGGUGCUGGGGCGCGGAUGGGCCCUUCAUCAUCCACCCCAUCGACCCCACCUGCAAUGUCGCACGGGCCCCAGGCGGGAGCCAGGACCCCUGGGACUGGGCCGGUCUGGCACGUCACGCGCGAGUGCUGCUGAGCGUUGUACAGCACUGCAGCUUCGAGGUGCUGCGCAGGGAGUCGACCCUGGGGGCGGCGCUGUACCGCCUGGAGUACGGUAUUGGCAAGCAGUGAGGUGUACGGCAUUGGCAAAUGAAAAGUUGUACGGCAUGGGUAAGCUGUGUGUCAGAAAGUGAGAAGAGGGAAGGCGGAUCGAGCGGCAGGCAUGGAAGUAAGAACCCCGUAUACCGGUCCCUACAUGCAUUGUUGAGAAGCAGGAUGCUAAGGCCACUGUUAAGUGGGACGUCGUGGUGCUGCACUGAGAAAGGGGACCCCGCUGGAAAGCGUAGAAUAGGAUGCACGUUGUGUGUCGUACUGCCUAAUGCAUGCAUUGUUCCCUGGGCUCCUCGUGUGCAUGUGCAGCGGCCCUCUCCUCUUAUGAGCCGUGCCCACUGUAUAUGCAUGGAUAUGAAUUAGAUGUAGAGACCACCGGGAGGCGACGGAGACCGGGAACGUGGGG
Messenger RNA from Astrephomene gubernaculifera, 5678 nucleotides. NCBI's taxonomy places the organism in Eukaryota, Viridiplantae, Chlorophyta, Chlorophyceae, Chlamydomonadales, Astrephomenaceae. The record is from the annotation of a GenBank genome assembly.